UUCAUACAUCACCCACAUAAUUAACAAAUUUGGGACACUACACAUUACAAAAUCAAAGAUGAAGUUAACCAUAUAUUCGAUAUUUUUGUUUGUUCUCUGCGGUGUCCUGAUGCCGGUCGAAAUAAUGACGAGGUCCGUGGAAGUCAUAAGGUCCGAUGAGCCGCAGAUAGCGAAUACUUCCCCGAUUAUACAACCCUUGCAUAUCAGGCGUAGGUCACGGGAACUUCCCGAAAUGCCCAUGGAUCUGCCCACGAAGCAUACCCCUUGCGACAUGGACUCUAGGGGCACGCAGAGCUAUGUGUUCGCUUUCCCCAACCAUUGCAUAUGGGCUUUCAAUAAUCGGUACUUGAGCGAAGGCCACUAUCGCAUCUACAAAACUUAUCAGUUGGAAGGUUUUUUUUUUGGUCAGUACUACGAGCGCCUAAAGCGUUACGAACUCGAGCCACAUACCUAUGAUUUCAACACAUAACUUUCACCUUUAGCACUAUAAUUAAAUUAAUAAAAUUAUAAUUAAAGUCUUAUGAACUACCAACAUUUAAA
Molecule: messenger RNA, 540 nt
Organism: Drosophila rhopaloa
Lineage: Eukaryota; Metazoa; Arthropoda; Insecta; Diptera; Drosophilidae
Exons: 2
Coding region: 59-469 (136 amino acids)
Source: RefSeq, a predicted model, not a curated record